UUUUUUUUCAGUCCGUAGAUUAUUAUUUACGGAUAACAUUAGAGUGAGGAAAGGGUGAGGUGCUUACGGUAAUUUAUAAUCCUUCGUGGCCACUCAUGGAAAGCCACAUCCUCAAGUUGAACCACGAUGCUCUCGAAGACACAUAAUGGAGUUCCACUCAGACAUUUAAUCCCGUGUUUUCAAUCCCAACUCAGAUCCUCACUGCGACUUACGCCUGCCUCGCCGCAACUAUAUCACCAUAUGCGGACUUUCUCCGUACAGUCUAUCCUUCGAUCGAAAGACCCGCAACCACAAACCGAACCUACACGUCGGUUUGUAUACCAUGCUGCGGCUGCCUUUUCUACAAAAUUCAAACGAUUCGACCCAUAUGCUCAUGUCUUCCAUUUCAACCCUUACAACCGAAUCCAGACCCACAAACGCCCCAAAUCGAAGCGUCCAGCUAGCGGCCAAGAUGCUUUCUUCAUAACUCGGGUAGGCGAUACGAAUACGGUUGCAUUCGGUAUUGCCGAUGGUGUUGGUGGUUGGGAGGAUGCCGGAGUCGAUCCAGCCGAUUUUUCGCACGGUUUCUGCGAGUACAUGGCUUCGGCGGCGUACGAGCACAAGCCGGUCUCGAGCGAAGCGUUGCUGACGGCAAAAUCGCUUAUGCAGAGAGGAUAUGACGAUGUAUGCAGAGACAAUUCUAUAAACGCGGGGGGUAGUACGGCUUCUGUUGCUAUCGCAAACGAAGACGGGAAGCUCGAAGUAGCUAACUUAGGCGAUUCGGGUUUCGUACACAUCCGUCUAAAUGCGGUGCAUUACUAUUCAGAACCGCAGACUCACGCAUUCAACACGCCUUUUCAGCUGGCGAUAGUACCAGCUAGCAUGCUCGCACGCGCCGCGGCGUUCGGUGGGGCCCAGUUGUGUGACUACCCUAAAGAUGCAGACGUCACACAACAUACACUCAAACAUGGGGACAUCCUCAUCUUUGCCAGUGACGGUCUAUGGGAUAAUCUGUUCAACCAAGAUAUACUCCGAAUCGUUAGUCGACUAAUGGUUCGCCUCGGUGCUUGGGUGCCAAGUAAGAAGCGUGGCAUACUAGUUGCAGAUGAUAUAAAGCAUACUCAAGACGACCCUUCGAUACGGCCUCCAUUAACACUCCAGAGCGCAUUAGCUGUGGAGAUCGCGGGGGCAGCCAAGUUAGCCAGCGUAAACGAAGAAGUCGACGGGCCAUUUGCGAAAGAAGUCCAAAAAUAUUACCCCCGGGAAAAUUGGCACGGCGGCAAGAUCGACGAUAUCUGUGUUAUUGCAAUCGUGGUAUCUGAAGAUGGGAAAUCAGAAAUGAUCAAAAGCAAGUUAUGAGACUAUUACGACCAAGUUCCGAAGAAACAUAAAGUUUGCGUUGUCAGGCGUUCAAAAAAGGGGGGAUUAAUCAAGCUUCGUCUAGGUCAUAUGGGCAUUCCUAUAUACGAGUAGGCAAGGAGAAGCAAGGCUAGGCGAGACAAAGUAAAGUGAUCUUCUUGCUUCUUGUAUAUUCUUAGUUACGCACGUAUCUAUAAAUCUUCUGUUUUGUCUCUUGUAGGAGGAAGACUACAGCUCAUGCUAGAAAAUUACAUUAUAUUCUACUUAUUUAUGGGUGCUCUCGACCUAACAUCCGAUACCUUCGAUUUUCUACCACUUUCAUCAUUUAUUCUGCUUCCUAAGUUAUAUAAUAGGGAC
This is a messenger RNA of Annulohypoxylon maeteangense, 1695 nucleotides long. RefSeq names its product protein serine/threonine phosphatase 2C. NCBI's taxonomy places the organism in Eukaryota, Fungi, Ascomycota, Sordariomycetes, Xylariales, Hypoxylaceae. The transcript has a single exon. The coding region runs from base 127 to 1338 and encodes 403 amino acids. The record is from RefSeq and is a predicted model, not a curated record.